UUCGGUCUCCGGGUAGCAGUAACAACCAAUCACCAAGUAGGUCGUCCGUGUAUCCAGGCAAAUCGCGGCGACUACAGCCAUUCAGAAAAAGGAAAAUAAAGCAACGCAGGAGCCCUCUGGGCCGGGACCGUAGGGCUGGGCUGGAGUGAAGGUGGCUACGAGCUCUAGCCCCAUGCUGGGAUGGCAGAAGAUGAGCCUGAUGCUAAAAGCCCCAAGACCGGGGCAAGGGCCCCACAAAGUGGGGCUGAGGCUGGAGAACCUACCACUCUUAUUCAAAGGCUCCGAGGUACCAUUUCCAAGGCCGUACAGAACAAAGUAGAAGGAAUUCUGCAAGAUGUACAGAAAUUCUCAGACAACGACAAGCUGUAUCUCUAUCUUCAGCUCCCCUCAGGGCCCAGCACUGGAGACAAAAGCUCAGAGCCAAGCACACUCAGCAGUGAGGAGUACAUGUAUGCCUAUAGGUGGAUCCGUAACCACCUAGAAGAGCACACGGACACCUGUCUGCCAAAGCAGAGUGUUUAUGAUGCUUAUCGGAAGUACUGUGAGAGUCUUGCCUGUUGCCGCCCACUCAGUACAGCCAACUUUGGCAAAAUCAUCAGAGAGAUCUUCCCUGACAUCAAGGCCCGAAGGCUUGGUGGCCGCGGCCAGUCCAAAUACUGCUACAGUGGCAUACGAAGGAAGACGUUGGUAUCUAUGCCGCCCCUGCCUGGACUUGACUUAAAGAGUUCUGAGAGUCCAGAAAUGGGCCCAGAAGUAACCCCAGCACCUCGGGAUGAACUGGUAGAGGCAGCCUGUGCUCUGACCUGUGACUGGGCAGAACGAAUCCUGAAACGGUCCUUUAGUUCCAUCGUAGAGGUUGCCCGCUUCCUGCUGCAACAGCAUCUCAUCUCCGCCCGAUCUGCACAUGCCCAUGUGCUUAAGGCCAUGGGGCUUGCUGAAGAGGAUGAACAUGCCCCUCGAGAACGGUCAUCUAAGUCCAAGAAUGGUGUAGAGAACCUAGAGGGGGGAACUCACAAGAAACCUGAGAGACCAGCCCAGCCUCCUAAGGAGUCAGAAGCCCGGGCUAGUGCUAGCCCUUCUGCACGUGGAGAGCGGAAGAAAAGUGUAAUUGAGAGCUCAGUUCCCGCAGCCAGUAACCCACAGGUUAAUGCCCUAGUGGCCCGGCUGCCUCUUCUUCUUCCCCGAGCCCCUCGCUCACUUAUUCCACCAAUCCAAGUUACUUCACCUAUCCUGGCCCCAAAGCUUCCUUCAGGCACCCUGAAAGUGGCUACACUGCCUCUGCCCAAUAGGGCUGGGGGACCCCAGGCAGCUAUGCCCAUCAUUAACAUGAUCUUACCAACUGUUCCUGCUUUGCCUGGGCCUGGACCUGGGCCUGGGCCAGGGCCAGGGCCAGGACCAGGACCAGGACCAGGACCAGGACCAGGACCAAGACCAGGGCGAGCUCCACCUGGAGGACUAACUCAGCCCCGGGCCACACAGAACAGGGAAGUAGGCAUAGGUGCUGACCCAGGAUCCCAUGACAAGAGUGUCAAGAGGACAGCGGAAGUACCUGUGAGUGAGGCCAGUGGCCAGGACCUGCCAGCGAAAGCAGCAAAGCAGGAUGCAGAGGAUCCAACAAGUGAUGCCAAAAGAAAACGAGGGCGCCCCCGAAAAAAGUCAGGUGGAAGUGGGGAAAGAAAUUCUACCCCUGAGAAGUCAGCAACAGCCAUGGACUCUGCCCAGCCCUCAAAGUUACCAUGGGAGACCUGGGGGCUAGGAGGGGAAAGCAACUCAGCUGGAGGGGUAAAAAAGGCAGGGCCAGAGCAAGAGGCUGAGCAGGGGGCAGUACUAGCCCACGGUCAGGAUGAUGGUGCUGUUUGUAAAGGAGGAAGGGGCCCUAGUUUUCGACAAGCCAAAGAAGCAGAAGAUAAAAUUCCUCUCACCGCCCCCAAAGUGAGUGUCAUCAAGGUCAGUAGAAGUCAAAAGGAAACUCUUCAGGUGGCCAAGGGAGGGGCAGACACUGCAGCACAGGGUAAUAAAGGCUUAAAGGGACAUAUGCUUCAAAGUUCCUUAACUCAGGAGUAUAAAGACCCUAAGGCAACACCCCCAUGACAAGCAGCUCCAUGGGAGUGUCCAUAUCCAUAUGUUAACCACUUGACUGCCUGUUGGAGGCUUUUAUCUGCACUUGCUUCUCAUUUGGCUAUUCCUUCCUUAUGGAAGUCCAUUCUCUGUACAGACUGCUGAGUCAUCCAGUCUUACAUAGUGCCUGGUGGCUGGCUCUGACCUUCCCAGCUCAAUACUUUGGCUUUGGUGUAACUAAUAAAUCCAUAGUAACCUAACCUGAAUCCCUGUGCCCUCCUGUGGGACGGUAGGGACAGAGUAAGAAUGACGUUACAGGUUAGGGGUCUUCUGGUUUUCAAUCAUAGAAAACCUAACUCAGAAUGGCUUAAAGGAUGUACUGUUGGAUACAUCAGUACAAGGAUAAAAAGGAUGUACAAGGAUAAAAAGGAUGUACUGUUGUGUGACCUAAAGGCCACAAGUAGUGCUGGCUCCAGGUGAAGCUUGAUUCAACAUUCAGAAUGAUUCUAGGUACCUAAUUGAUUUUUAGUCUCACUGUUUCACCUAAUUAAAACCACCUCAGAGGUGCCAGCACUUCUGGAUUACACAUUUGUCCAAUUAUAUAUAUCUAGACAUCCUAGCAGGUCUGAAGACCCACUGUGAUUAGGCCAGCCUGGGUCAUGUUCACCCUGACCAACCAGGUAGCCAGGAAAAUGGGAUGCUAAUAUACUUGUUCUACAUCAUGGACCACCACCCUUUUGAGGAAAAGAUGGGGACUGAAGGCCUCACAGAUUCCCCAAAUGGAGACCAGGCCCCAGAUUUGUUGGGAGGUGCUGACUCCUCACUACAGCUAAGGAAUACAUGUGGUUCUACAUUGCUUGGCUGAGAUCAGCUCAGCCUGCUUCCUUUUUCCUCAGCCUUGCAUUUCCCAUACUGCAGCUGUUAUUUCUUUCCUCUUGUUCUGUUCUGAUUUCAAGGAAGAAGAGGGAAGUCAUUUUCUUUUCAGGGUCUCUCCAUUUAGCUUAGCUGAAAACCCUUUUUGCCACCUACAUCUCAGACAUGGAGCUUCUUCCUUUUCCUGUUUGAGUUGUCACUUCAUUUUCAUUCUUGCUUCCCUAUCCCCCAAUCUACCGCCACUCCCACCACCUAGAGUGAAAGACUUCCUGUCUAGGCAUUUCUUUAAAUUCACUCUGUAUCUACCAGGUGUCAGUCUCUUGUCAUACAUGUGUCAGGACCUAGCCAGGACUGUGGGGUAAAGGCCAAAUGUAGCUCUGGAGUCAGGGAGUCCCGGUGAGAAGGAGAUUUACUCCCCGGUGUCCUUGGGAAAAACAGUAAACAAAGUCAUAUUUAUUGAGGACCUACUUUAAGGUAGCUUAAGUCAGGGAAUCUUGGCUCUUCCCAAGAAACAUAUUUUUCCUUCAGGGAGAUAUCAUUCAUUUGUCCAUUUAUUUCCACUACCACAGUUUUUUAAAAAAUUACAACAUAAUAUCUAUAAAGUAUGACAUGAAUUGUGAAAAUAAUAAGCACCUAUGACUAUCACUCAGUUUAUACAUUAAAACUAGAAAUACCAUUGUGUUCCUCCCUAUCCUUUCCCCUUGCUGCUCUUAAAGGUAUCAACUGUCCUUAACUUUACAUUUAUUAAUGACGUGUGUGUGUAUAUAUAUUUAUAUAUUAAUCAUAUAUGUAUACUUUAAAAUGUAUUGUUUGGUUUUGCUUGUUUUCUGGCUUUUCAAAGUAUUAUACAUUACUAGCCCCUUGAAGGUUGUUUUUUUGCACUUACCAUUGUUUCUAAGACUCAUCCAUGCAGGUGUAAUAGCUAUGAAUCAUUAAUUUUUGUCUGUGUAAUAUUCUGUAAAGUACAUAAACCACAAAUUAUUUGGCCAUUCACCUAUCAAUGGAUAUUUGGGCUGUUUUGUUUUUCACUAUUACAAAUAAUGCUGCUGUUGGGGCUGGGGAUUUAGCUUAGCAACAUAAGCACCUGCCUUGCAAACAGGCAGUCGUGAGUUCGAUCCCCGGUACCGAUAAAAAGGAAAAAGACGGAAAAAAAAAAAAACCAAUGCUGCUGUGAACAUUCUUGUACAUGUUAGUGCCUUUGUUUUUAGUAAGAUUUCUAAAAAAGUUUCUAGGAUGGUCCUGUUAGUCUGUAUACGCUUGAGUUGGGAACUAUUCUCUCUUGUCUUAUCCUCUAGAAGAGUUUACAUCGGAGUGAAAUGAACUGUUUCUUGAAUAUCUGGUAAAACUUAACUUGUAAAACCAUCUGAACCUGA
This is a messenger RNA of Cavia porcellus (domestic guinea pig), 4304 nucleotides long. It is a transcript of the gene Rfx5, whose product is annotated as regulatory factor X5. Lineage: Eukaryota; Metazoa; Chordata; Mammalia; Rodentia; Caviidae. The record is from RefSeq and is a predicted model, not a curated record. The transcript is spliced from 10 exons. The coding region runs from base 181 to 2091 and encodes 636 amino acids. Gene Ontology annotation, biological process: regulation of transcription by RNA polymerase II. Gene Ontology annotation, molecular function: RNA polymerase II cis-regulatory region sequence-specific DNA binding; DNA-binding transcription factor activity, RNA polymerase II-specific.